AUGUCCUUAUUUCUGCUUUUAUUGGUUCAUUACUUAAGUAGUCUGGAAGUUAAAGAAAUGGAUUCAUUAUAUUAAUAUAGUUAAUAAUCAAUUGUAUUGUAAGGAAAUACCCAAAUCUCAAGUGCUUUUAGAUAUGGAUUAUGGUCAAAAUAUAAUCCUUUAACAAGCAUUCUUUAAGUUGGAAGUGUAGGUUUAUUUGAUAGUAAUUGUUUCCAUUUGCAUAGUGCAGUUGAAGAAUUAUCCCUAAGUCUUAAUCUAAUAUAUUAUGAUUGCAUAGAUGAUUCUUUAAAGAAAAUCUCUAAAACAAUUGCAUUUAUUGAUAAUAAUGAUAUGCAAAAUUCAUUUACAAUAGAUAUAGAUCCUUUUGAAUAUGAAAAUAUAUGGUAUUUUUUUGAAAUUUUAUAAUGGCCUUUUUAAGAAAGAUUUGAAUUAUUGUUUAUAUAUUAAUAGAAAACAAUUCGUAAGCAAUUAUAAAUUAAACAACCUUUUAAAGAUUAAUAUUUAAAGUUGAUUUUUGGAGGUAGCAUGAUAGUAAAAUAAUCAAAGAUUUAAACAAUCUCUUCAGGUACAAGAUUUUCUUAUUUUCCUGGUAAAUUGAUUAAAGUUGAAUAUGAAUAUGGUGAGAUUUCAAUAGAUGAUGAUCAAGAAGAGUUGGCAAGAAUAACUUUUGAACAAUACUAUAUUUGUAAUUGUAAGUUAAAUAAAAUAUUAAGAUUGAAUGAUAAUUCUAUGAAAUAGUUGGAUAAUUUAAUUUUUACUUCAGAGAAUAUUAAUUGCAAUUCAUUUCUAUUAUCUGGAUGGUUGAAAAUUACUGAUAUUAUUUAGAAUUAAGAUGAAUUCAUUUAUCAAUUCCUUAUGCUUUCAUCUAAUUUCUAAAAUUAAUUAUCUCAAAAAUCCUUAUCUCCAUUUACUUUAUCAUACAAAAUUUCUCCAUUAAGCAAUUAAAUAAUUGUUACAACAUAUAGUUAUAUAUUUCCAUCAGUCAAAAUUAAUAAUUCUGAUAAUGAUCAUUAAAUAAUUUAAAAAGAAUUUGAUAUUUUAAAUAGUAUAACUCUUUGGUAAAAGUUAACAAUAUAACUUAUUGCUGACUAAUUGAUAAUUAAUAUUAAAUUUUAUGAAGAUUAUAAUAUUUAUGAAUAUAAUACCUAAGAGUAAGUAAAAUAAUUUUCUUGUACUUAAUUUAAACUUUAGUAUGGUAAUAUCUAAUAAUAGAUAAUGAAUUACUUAAAUAUUUUAUUUAGAAACUUUUUAUUCAACAAUUGUGAUACAGAUGAUAUUUAUUAAAUUUGUCAUUAUAGUUGUUAAGAAUGUGAUGGACCAUCAUAGAAUAAUUGCUUAUCAUGUACAAAAUAAAGAAUUUAUUUACAUGAAUACAAAGCAUGUGUUUGUCCAUUUAAUACUAUUGAUUAAGAGUCUUGUAUUUCUUAUCUAGAUUCAGGAUUAGAAUUAUCAAGUGUAUAAAAGAUAAUGCCUAAAUGUAAAUAUGGUUAUUUUGAAUAUGAAAAUCUUUGCAUACGUUGGUAAAUUAUAUUAAAUUAAUAUACUAGUCCUUCUAUUAUUAAUAAUUAAGUGGCCACUUGUUAAGAAUGUUUGUAGAAUCCUAGUAAAUGGAGUAAAGAACCCUAUUGUGAAAAUGAUUUAUUCUUUAAUUAAAAUGGUGAUGUUAAAACUAAUAUAUGGUAUGGUUAUAGUGUUUAUUUUCUUUUUGAUGAAAAUGAUUUGAUUUAUUGUAAAAAAUGUAAUAGCUCAUACUCUUUUAUUGUUGAUGAAUAUGAUAUCAAUAGUUAAAUCACUUUAGAAUAACAAUUUUUUUAUUUUUUAGAUACAUAUCCUGGUUGUUAUUAAAGUUUAAAAAGUAUUGAUGGUUUUUAUUGUAUAUCAUGUUAUCAAUCUUAUAAAUUGAUUGAUGGUAAUUGUACUUUAAUUAAUGGAGAUUCUAAUUAAUUAGUUUGUUUGACUCCAUACUAUCAAACUUUCUAAAGAAAAUGCAAUUUAUGUUCAAUACUUAAUUGUAAAUACUGUUUUGAAUAUUAAACAAAUGACUUAUCUAAAUGUACUCUUUACAAUAACUUUGAAAAUUUUGACUCAGAUCAAGAAAUUAAAAUUGGAUGUGCAUUAUGUGAAUAUAAUUAUAUUUUUGAUUUUGAUGCUGGAAUCUGUGUAUUUAAUACUCCAAAAAUAUCAAAUUGUUUAAGAUCUUAUAUUUAUCAUGAUUAAGAAGUCUGUACAUUAUCAUAAAUUGAUGAUUUCACUUUAGCUCCAGAAAUAAUUAAUUGUCAAAAUUAUUAACCAUAUUGUUUAUAAUGUAUUUAAUCUCCAGAAUACAAAAUUAAAUGUAUCAUCUGUCAGAUUGGAUAUAUAACUUCUAUUACAACUGGAGGAUGUUAUUUGGCUGAUUAAUAUAAAGGAUGGGGAGUUAAAAUUAUGAUUGAAGGUGUUUAAAUUUUGAAAGAUGGAUGGAUAUAAAGAAUUCAGAGUUUCAUGAUGAAAUUCCUACCCAAUAAAUAUUUUUACUUUCAAGCUAAACUUGAUUAAAUAGUUGAAUAAAUGAUAGUCGAAUGCAUAGAGGGUUAUUAACUUGUCUCUACUUACUAAUGUUCUAAAUAUUGUGAUCCUUCAUGUUUGAAUUGCAAAUAUGAUUUUGAUAUAGGUUAUUAUUGUAACAGAUGCCCUUUAAAUUAAUAAUAUUAACCUAUUAGAGAUUAAAUAAAUGGCAAAUGUUCUGAAUGCAGCUAACUUUGUUCACUUUGCUAAAUAAGAACAAAUGAUGAAAUAAAUGUAUAUAUUAUUUAUUUAAGUUUCAGAAUUAUCAUCCAAAUUUUAUAAUAAAUGAUUAAAAUUUCAUUUAUACUAAAAAGUGUUUAAAAUAGGUUUAAGAUCCUUAGAUCUAUUUAGAUCCAUAUGAUUAAAUUGCAAAGUAUUGUUUUGAUUAAACAUGCUCAUCAAUGUUCUUGUAUCAGAAAGAAAUUAAUUAUUGUUAUUGGUUUGAUAUUUUGUGGUAAUAAGACAUAAAUAUUGAGUAUUUCAAUAAAUUGGGCAUUGAUAGUUUGAUUAUUUAAUUUAUUUAUACUAGUUUUUAGGAAAUAUGUGUAUUGCCUAACUUUUAAAUUGAUAGUUUACUUAAAACAAAGAUCUUUUCACUUAAAUUCAUUCAUUUCAUUUUGAGUUGCAGAAAAGGUAUGAUAUUAUAAAUGACUAAUAUAAUUACUUUGAAUAAUAUUGAUAAAUUGGAGAUUAACUAAAUUAUUUUUAGAAACAUCUUUACCUUUUAUUUUUACAUUUAAAAUAAUAAUGCAAAGACUGAAUUACAUUUAUUUAAUGUUAGUUUUUUGGAUACUUAAAUAAAAGAUACUAAAUCUAUCUUUUAAAGUUAAAUAUUUGGUGAUGUGAAAAUGAUAAAUGUUUAAUUAUAGAACAUAGAAUUUCAAAAUUCUUCAUUUUUUAAUUUAACAGAUUUCUAUAUUUAAGGAAUUGUAAUCAUAGAAAACUUUACUAUUCGAAAUUGUACUUUUUAUAAUUCAAAUAUCUUUUAAUUUAUCAAUAAUAAAGUUGUUUUGUCUGUUAAACAUCUUCUUAUAGAAGAAUGUUCAUUCAAAAAUUCCUAUAUUUAUUUUAUUGAUUCCAAUAUUUAACAAUUAAGUAAAUUAGAUUUUGAUAAUGUUACAAUUAAGUAGAGUAAUUUUUUAAACUCAAGUCUUUUAAAUUGUAACAAUUAUGUUUCACUUUCCAUAAUUAACUUUUAAUUUCAAUAGAAUAUAUUAAUGUCAUCUAAUUUUUUUACUUCUAAUUAUAAUUUAUCAUUUUCACAUAUUUAAAUCAUAAAAAACUAGUUUUAAGAAUCACAAUUUAUUUUUAUAAUUGAAAAGAAUGAAAAUAUAUCAAUUUUUGUACUUAUAGAUUAAUUUGAGGCUUAAGAUAAUUAAUUAUAGAAUUCUAAAUUUUUGAAAGUAUAAACUAAUUAAGAAUCUUGCCAAGUUGAUUUAGUGAUAAGUAAUUUAGUGUUUAACGAAAUAAUAAGUGUUAAUAAUUCAGAUAAUAAAUAAUAUCUCUUUAAAAUUAGAUGUUUUAAAUUAAAGAUUAAGGAUUUGAUUUUUCGUAACCUUAAAAAUAUACUCGUUUUUAACAUAUUUGAAAGUAAUGAUAUAAUAUUUUCAAAUAUAAUUUAUGAAAAUUCUGCUUAAAUUUAUUAAUUGCCAUUUUCACAUUAUUGUCAAAAAAAAAUUAAUGAAAAAAACCAAUUAAUAAAAAUAGAGAAUUUUUAUACUUUAAAUAUUAUUUCUGUUUAAAUUAUCAAUUAAUUUACUAUUGAUUAAUCUUUUAUUGAUUUAUAAUAGAAAAAAGAAUUUAUUAAUUUUUCAUAAUUAGAAAUUACUAAUCUUACUUUUAUUGGAAAUUUAUAAAUAUUUAAAGAAUCCCCUAGAUCCUUUUCACUUUUAGCUCUCAAUACAGAAUGGAGUAUUGAUGUUCAAUUAAAUAGAAUUAAAUUUUUGGAAAAUUGUUUUCACUCUUUAGCUGAGAGAUUUUUAUAAUCUUAUGCUUCUUUACUUUUCUUUAAUAUUAAAUCGAGCAAUAUUUAAAUCUCUAAUUUUUUGUCUGAACAAAAUGCAUUUAUAAAUUCAUCUAAUUCUUUUGUUUAUAUCAAUUCAAAAAUAUUAAUUAUGUAAAAUUUACAAAUUUCUAAUCACAAUGUAUUAACCUAUUAAUUAUGGGAAAGGUUUUAUGGUGUAAAAUUAGAUUAAUUCCUUAAUUAAUAACAAAUCAAUCAAUUUGCUUUUUAAACUUUUAAUAUAACAAAUAUAGGAGGAGUAGGUUAAAUAACAGCAUCCAUGUUUACUUGUUUAAAUUGCAAAUUUUCUAAUAUUCUAGCAUCUAAGAGUGCCAUUUUUGAAAUUAAUACAGUAGAUUUUGGUAUAAUAAAACUAAUAUAAAUAAUGGCUAAUGAUAUAAUAAGUGAUUUAAAAUAAGUAUCUAAUAGUUCAGGUUGUAUUAGCAUCAACUCUUAAAAUAGUCUUUUAGAUAUUAAAAUUUAACAAUCUGAGUUUAAGAAUAUAUUUAAUAGAAUGUCAUCAUCUAUUUUAUCGAUAUAACCAUCUAAGAUUUCAAAUAUGAUUAGUUUAAUUGAUAUAUAGAUUUAUGAUUGUCUAUCUUUAAUGAAUCAAAUACUUAUAGUGUAAUUCUCCAACAAAAUCAUUGAUAAAAAUAAUUUAGAAAUACAUAAUAUUAUAAUAACAUAAAAUAAAGAUUCAUGGAUAUCAUUAUUUUCUUAAAUGGGAAAUAUAAGUUUUACAGAACUAUUAGAUAUUUCAAGUAGCUAAAAUUCAUUAUUUUAUAUUGAAAGUUGUUCAAUAUCAAUAAUUAAUAUUAGUUUAGAAGGUCUAUAUUUAUCACCAAUUUUGAAUAUUGUAAAUGCACCAAAAUUAAAACUCUCAAAACUAUAAAUCAAAUAUUUAUAAAGAUUUUUCGCUUUUAAUUUGAUAAUUAUUAAUUAAAUGAUAGAUAUUGAAUCUAAGGUAGUUUUGCAUUAAAUUAAUAUUUUCAAUAGUUCAACAUAUCAAGCAGGUCUUCAAAAGAUAAUAUUAUCAGACUUCAAUUUUCUAUUUAAUUUAUGUGUUGUAAUUGCUAAUUAAACAACAAAAGGAUCAGAAAAUUAACCAUUUUAUUUUUUAGAUGAGAUUCUUAAUACAAUGGAAAAACAUACAUAAACUUUGCCUUCAUUAAUUUAUAUUUAAAGUCUAUCUAAAAAGCAUUCUUUCUAUUUUAAUCAAUUAGAAAUAUUAAAAAAUGAUUGUAAACAUUGCAAUAAUGGAUUGAUUUUAUUUAAUUUACUAACUUUCUACAAGAUCAAAAUAUAAGAACUAAAUUGUAAUUUCAAUAUUAUAAAAUAAUAUGGAUGCUUAAGAAUUUUAGAUGAAAAUUAAAAAUCUUUACCAAUUCAAUUAUUAAGCUCUAAUUUUAUUUAAAAUAGUGGAAGUUAAGGUAUUGCAAUCUCAUCAAAUAGUCCAAUUAUUAUCAAAUAUUGUAAAAUAAUAUAAAACAAAGCCAUCAUUAGAGGAGGAGGCAUUUAUUUACAACUUAAUAGUAAUUAAUUUUUCAUUCUAAAUUCGAUUAUUAUUUUGAAUCAAGCAAAAGAAGGUGGAGGAAUAUAUUUUAGUGGAAACAGUAAUUUAAAUCAAAAUAAUUUUAAUUAAACAUAUUUGCUUUUUAAUUAAGCUUAUGAUUAUGCUAAUAAUUUAGUUGAAAGUCCUACACAUUUAUCAUUAUUUAUAAAUUCCUUAGAAAUGCAAGUAGAUAAAUUCAAAUCUGAAUAAACUUAAACAAAUAUUUUAAGGAUUUUUCCUUAUUUCACAAUAGAAUAAGAAGUUAAAAUAAAAACUUCUUAUUUAAAGAUUCCUAGUGGCCAAACAAUUUAGGAUUUCUAACUUUCUAUUCCAAAAUUAUCAUAAAGCUAUAAACAGAUUAAGUAGAUAGAACUGAUAUUUAAAAAUAAUUUAAAUGAAUAACAGAAAAACCUUAUUAAUUCAACUUGCUUUAUAAAUGAAAAGAUUGUGAAAAGGAACGAAGAAUAAAUUGAUGGAAAUAGCCAAAAUUUAUAAUUAUUUUAUAAUUAUGAAAAAAAUAAUUUUGAUUUGAGUUCCAUUUCUUUUACAAUUGAUCCAUAUAAUAAAGAUUACAAGUAUUUAGAUAUAAGUAUUAUUUGUUAAAAUUAAGAAUAUAAAAAUCCUUUAAAAUACAUAAUCUAAGCCAAAAGUUAUAAAUGCUAACUUGGAGAAUUCUAUGUUGAUAAUAGAUGUUAAAUAUGUGAAUCAAAUUAAGGAUUUUAUUCUGUAACAUAUGAUUCAAUUAAAUGUUCUAUAUUUGAUAAAGAGAAAUUUUAGGAGAUAACUUCAAAUCAAAUUAAGUUACUAGAAGGUUAUUGGAGACCAAAUUAUUUAUCAGAUUAGUCUACUUUAUGUUUUAAAAGAACUAAGUUUUGCUUAGGAGGUUGGAAUGUUGGAGAUGCAAUUUGUAGUGAAGGACAUGUUGGUGCCUUGUGUGAAGAAUGCGAUAUUUAUAAUGUUAAAGGAAAUGGAAAAUUCAUAAAAAAUUAAUAAAAUUCUGAAUGUUUUCUUUGUUUUGGAAUUCAAAAUAGCAUUAUUCCUUUUAUUUUAAAUACAGCCUGGUAAAAUUUAUAAUUAAUAUUAGGGCCAUACUUUCAAUAAUUCUUACUUUAAAAAGUAUUGGAAAAUCAAAUGAUCUAUUCUUAUUAUAUAAAAUAUAAGGAAGUUUUAAUUAAAUUCUUUUUAAAUUAAAUUAAGGUAUACUAUUUAAAUAUUGUAGAUCUUGAAGGUAUUCUAAUAAAAAUGCUUAUAAAUUAUUUAUGGAUCUUUUCAGUGAUAUUCACAUUAAAUAUUAGCUUUUCUUUUUAGUUCAAUUUUGUUGAUUAAGCUAGUAAUUAAUCUUAUUCAAUGGCUAAUAAUUUAGAUUGUUAUUUAUCUGAAAUAGUAGAUAUUUAAUUAAUAUAUUCAAAAAUAAUCCUCAUUUUGAUAUUGAUUUUAAUGUAAUUUAUGAUUAUAAUUUUUGGAUUGAUUAUAUUUUCAAUUAUCAUUAAAUCAAAAUUUAAAUUAAAUAUCAUAUCAAAUACUUUACUUUGUUUAUAUAUAUUUAAUUAUGCAGGAUUUAUCAAAAUGUACACUAUUUAUAUUAAAUUAGGUUAUGCUCUUUGGUUUCAUAUAGAGAAAUAUCUACUAUUUAAUAUAUAUCAGGAGAUUUAACCUUAAAAUUUAAUACAGAAACUCAUCAUUAAUGGAUUGUUUAUUUAGUUCUUCCUGGAUUAAUUAUUUUUGGCUGUUUGAUUCCUCUCUCAUUAUUUUUAUUAAUGUAUUUUCAUAGAAAUGGAUUAGAUAAUUAUAUCUUUAGACCUCACAUAUGUUAUCUUUAUAAUGAAUAUGAAAAAGAGAGUUAUUAUUGGGAAUAAAUAAAAUUGAGUAAAAGAGCUAUUAUGAUCCUAAUUUUGACAUAUUUUGAGACAAAAAUACAUUUGAAAGCAUCUUUAAUUGGAUUGAGUCUGAUUAUUUAUCAAUUAUUAGCGAUUAAGAAAAAGCCUUACAUUAUUACAAAAUUUAAUAAAUUUGAUUUGUAAACAGGUUAAAUUUGUUCAGUAUCUAUAUUUUUGUCUGCUAUAAAAUAUGAAAGUGAAUAAUUAAAUAAUAUAGUUAUAUCCCUAGCUCUUUAAAUUUGUUUAAUGGUAUUGUUUGUAAUGAUCACAUUUCCAUUUAUUGAUAGCAUAGUAAAGAUAUACUAAAAAAAAUAUAAACUAUUGAUUUUGAAAUCUUUAUAUUCAAUUUUCAAAUACUUCAGAUUGUAAUAUGUAUCAAAAAAAUUCGAAGUAAUAUUAUAGGAAAAAUGUAAAAAAGAACAAAGAAUCAAAGAUAAUUUCUUAAAAUUAAGAAGGUUCCUUUUGAUUGUUUCAAAAAUAUAAAUUAAAAAUAGACCGUAUCUAUUUUAAAUAUAUUUAGUGCUAUUCAAACCACUAUUAAUUCAAUCCAUAACUAUCAACAAAAAUUACUAAGCACAGAUAUCCAAGGCUAGUCGAUGUUAUUAACUGGAUAAAGGUUGGAGUGA
Messenger RNA from Paramecium pentaurelia, 8601 nucleotides. The record is from the annotation of a GenBank genome assembly. NCBI's taxonomy places the organism in Eukaryota, Ciliophora, Oligohymenophorea, Peniculida, Parameciidae.